This is a messenger RNA of Camelina sativa (false flax), 1961 nucleotides long. RefSeq lists its product as uncharacterized. Gene Ontology annotation, biological process: carbohydrate metabolic process. Gene Ontology annotation, molecular function: hydrolase activity, hydrolyzing O-glycosyl compounds. The record is from RefSeq and is a predicted model, not a curated record. Lineage: Eukaryota; Viridiplantae; Streptophyta; Magnoliopsida; Brassicales; Brassicaceae.
UCACCGGGAAAAAUGCCCCGAGAGAAAUCAAAGACAAAGAAGUAAUCAGAGCUGAAUCAGAGGAAGAAAGAAGAAUCAUUAGUCUCGUCUUCGUUCGCACGUCGAAAUCACCAAAGACCUUAGAAAGAUCCGUUUCAACUAGACUUCAUUUUACUCCACUUUUCUGAAUCUCCUCAGCAAAAACAAAAAAAAAAACAAAAAACAAAAAAAAAAAUAUAGCUCUUAAGAUUUCUCGAUUCAGCUUCCUAAUCUCGCAUCUGAGAGAAGUGUUGGAUUUGGUGUUUGCUUUCGGACAAAGCUAAAGAGAGUUGAGAAUCUUUGAAUAAUGUCGGGAAGUUCGGCUUCUGCCGCCGGUCUCCGAGGAUUUUCAGUGUUUUGAGAAGAAGGCAGAAAAGAGAGAGAGAGAAAUGAGGAUAAUGAAGAACAACAAAUACAAUAAGAAACCAACAUCUUUGCAUUGCAAUGAUGCAGGAGGUGGUUGCAGAUAUUCAUUGCUUACUAUUAUUAUAUGGACCGUCGUUGGCUUUUUCCUGGUGGUUCAUCUUGUCUCGCUCUAUAGCAGAAAAGAUAACAACAUUCAUGACGACGUUUCUUCUUCUGAUCAGUUACAAGUAGUACAUCAGCAUCAGCAUCAACAUCUUCAUCUUCAUCAUCCUGUCGUUCAUCAACUUGUAAGAGUUGAAGAAGAGAUCCUGAGAAUGCCGCCACCUAGGAAGCGUUCUCCUCGUACUAGCAAACGGAGAUCAAGAAAACCGAUACCUCUGGUUGAGGAGUUUCUUGACGACAAGUCACCAAUUCGCCAUCUCUUCUUUCCCGGUCUGAAAACUGCUGCUUUUGGUCCAACCAAGGAUAUGGGAAACGAGACUUCGUAUUACUUCCCCGGUAAAAUUUGGAUGGACACGGAAGGGAAUCCAAUUCAAGCCCAUGGUGGAGGGAUUCUGCUUGACGAGAAAUCUAACACAUACUAUUGGUAUGGAGAAUAUAAAGAUGGACCAACUUACCAUGCUCACAAGAGAGGACCAGCUAGAGUUGAUAUUAUAGGGGUUGGUUGUUACUCUUCAAAAGACUUAUGGACAUGGAAAAAUGAAGGCAUUGUACUCGGAGCUGAAGAAACAAACAAGACCCAUGAUUUGCACAAAUCCAAUGUUCUUGAGCGACCCAAAGUGAUCUACAGUGAAAAGACACAAAAGUAUGUGAUGUGGAUGCAUAUCGACGAUGCAAACUACACUAAAGCUUCAGUUGGUGUUGCCAUUAGCGAUAACCCGACAGGUCCUUUCGAGUAUCUAUACAGUAAACGUCCACACGGGUUUGACAGUCGGGAUAUGACUGUCUUCAAAGACGAUGAUGGUGUUGCUUACCUAAUAUAUUCGUCUGAAGUCAAUAGCGUGCUUCAUAUCGGACCCUUAACGGAAGAUUACCUUGAUGUGACGCCGGUUAUGAAAAGAGUAAUGGUGGGACAACACAGGGAAGCUCCAUCUAUCUUUAAGCAUCAGAAAGUUUAUUACAUGGUCACUUCUUGGUGCACUGGCUGGGCACCUAAUGAAGCCUUGGCUCAUGCGGCUGAAUCAAUCAUGGGUCCAUGGGAGAAACUGGGGAAUCCAUGUAUUGGUGGUAACAAAGUUUUCCGGUUAACAACAUUCUUUGCGCAGAGCACCUAUGUGAUUCCGUUACCGGGUGUUCCCGGUGCGUUUAUAUUCAUGGCAGAUAGAUGGAACCCAGCUGAUUUACGGGAUUCGAGAUAUGUAUGGUUACCGUUGGUUAUCGGUGGACCUGCUGACCAGCCUUUGGAGUACAAUUUUGGAUUCCCAAUGUGGUCCAGAGUAUCUAUCUACUGGCACAGUAAAUGGCGGCUGCCUUAAAGAUAUACCUGUAACCAUAUAUGUUCUUACCGAUCUCUCUGUGCUGAUCAUUGUUGUUGAUUUAUUUUGUAGAUUAGGCAUUCAUACACAAGUGUAAGGAUU